This is a messenger RNA of Cuscuta campestris, 836 nucleotides long. The record is from the annotation of a GenBank genome assembly. NCBI's taxonomy places the organism in Eukaryota, Viridiplantae, Streptophyta, Magnoliopsida, Solanales, Convolvulaceae.
CUCAGUAAGAACUCGGUCGGUUGGUGUUCUAUUUCGUCCAGAUGAUUCCAACGAGGACCAUGAAGAAUUGCGGGCUAAAUAUGGAAACCACCUAUUCUAAGGGACUAUUUGUGUAAUUUACUCAUUUGAGAAGAUUGAACGCCAACUUUUACUUAAAUCGUGAAGACUGAAUGCUUAUAGAGUGGACUGAAUGCAUCCCGCCAGAAGAGAAGAAGAAAGAUUGCUAGGAAAGAGAUGUGACGGCGUUGAUGAGGAGAGGAGAAGAGCCGCUGCAAACAGACUCAUACAAACAAUCCCUUCUCAGCUUUGCUGUUCCCCAUGGACUGGGGUGGGACCCCUCCGACUCCGACUCGAUUUGCAGCUCUUGGCCCGGGGUGACCUGCAAUUCAGACCGAAGCCGGGUCGCCCGACUCCAACUACCCGGAUUCGGGCUCUGCGGGUCCAUACCCGAAAACACAACGAUAGCAAGACUGGAUGCGCUCGAGGUUCUUCACCUCGAGAACAACUUCCUGACCGGCCCGAUCCCGCCCGGUCUCGACCGCCUGAUCCCGAAUCUCAAGAGCCUGAACCUGAGCAACAACGGAUUCAGCGGGCCCGUCCCACCGUCUCUCCUCAAAGGGUUCCCUCCUUCGUCGUUCGGAGGGAACCCUCUGCUGGCGGCGAGCGGGAUGCCGCCGCCGGAAGUGGCGAUCCGCCGUAUGUCGUCGUCGCCGUCAUCGGGUUCAAAGAAAAAGAAAAUUAGGGCAUCGGAAUGGGUUCUCUGGCUGCUUGUUGUUUUUUCGGUUUGGGUAGCUAUUUUCCUUUGUAGUAAGUGGCUGGAGAUUAGGUCCAGGCCU